AUGGCAGAACAACAUCAUCCCAGCCAUCUGCAUGAAGCGGUGAAAACGAACCUCGUCACCAAGUUUCAACCGUUUUCUCUCACCCUCGCCAACGGUGCCAACUUGACUGGCAUAUUAUAUCUUCCCUCCGAGUCAUCUGCAACCUCCAAUUCCUCCGCUAAACCCCUCGUCGUAGGCAUCCACGGCGCAACCUGCUCAGCCUACACUUGGGAUGUCUCACCAACAUACACGGCAUCCAACCCGAGCGAUAUGUUUGGUGUUCCGUUCGUCGCCUUUAACCGUCCGAAUUUCCUUGAUAGCAGCGGUUGGGUGAUUGAUCGCGCAGCAACGGAAGUUCAGUUCGACCAACCCGCAGCGGGCGACGGGUAUUUUGCUGAGGAAGCGCGGUGGUUCCAUGAAUACAUCUUUCCUGCGCUAUGGACGAAAUUUGCAGUGCCAAAUGGGUGUACAUCCAUUGUCACUACUUCGCACUCCAUGAGCGUUCCGCCUACAGUCAUUGCAGCAGGACUCUAUGCAUCAGCGGCCACUCGCGAUCAACCAGCGUACACAUGGGCUGGUAUCAUCAUAUCAGGUUUCGGCAUCGAAGCAACGGAGAUUCGCACCCAAAAGUCUGCUGCUCUCGCUACGAACGAGCUCACCCCCGACGAUAUACCACUGGGACAGGACGUCACUGUCCACACGCCGCCGUUUAAGACAACUGACAAACAGGAUCUCAUGCUUGGUCCCUCGGAGUUGACUGAGUCUUCGCUACGAGCGCUGAUAUCUAAGCAAACAACCCCGUUUCUCCAAGGCGAAAUCAUGGAUAUGAUAGGUGUAUGGCCAAACAAAGCAACCGCUUACAAGGCACUGGUUCGUCUACCCGUCCUCUAUGGAUUGGGCUCGCACGAUUGGAUCUGGAGAGCAGAGAGGCGCACCGUGGAUGAAUUUUUGAAAGGAUUCACGGCAAGUGAAAGAGUAGAGGGCGCAGUUGUUCAGGGCGCUGGUCAUGCUAUUGAACUUUCUCCUGUUAAUGCUGGCUGGUGGGCAAGAAUGUUUGGCUGGGCGAUGGAGGUAGCUGGUGGUCUCGAAGUGCAAAAGCGAGGCAUACCUGUGUAUCCGUGA
This is a messenger RNA of [Torrubiella] hemipterigena, 1101 nucleotides long. The record is from the annotation of a GenBank genome assembly. Lineage: Eukaryota; Fungi; Ascomycota; Sordariomycetes; Hypocreales; Clavicipitaceae.